Molecule: messenger RNA, 1856 nt
Organism: Chenopodium quinoa (quinoa)
Lineage: Eukaryota; Viridiplantae; Streptophyta; Magnoliopsida; Caryophyllales; Amaranthaceae
Exons: 1
Coding region: 354-1625 (423 amino acids)
Source: RefSeq, a predicted model, not a curated record
UGUGGAUCAUAUUGAUUUAUAUAUGAAAGGUACUAAAAUGGUGCAUGUCUAAAAUCAAAUAAACUAACAACUUUUAUACAAAAGGCGGCCUAAAAUAAAGCCCAAAAAUAUAUAACCAAACUUCAUUUCUAGCUAGCUUCCUCUGUUUUCCUUGGUCAAUUUUAUCAAUCAGCCUCCAAAAACAUACUAUCUUUAGUUCACCAACUAUAUUUAUCAAACCCAAAAAAAUAAAUUAAAAAGCAGAAAAUUAAAAUAUACAAUAAAAUCUUAGUGUUAUAUUUCAACUUUAAAAACAUACUUCUAUAUUAGUAGCAAAAAAAACCAACCAAAAGAAAGUGUGGGUUAAGGAAAAAAUGGAGAUGAGAGUUUUGACAGCAGAAAACAAUUUACCUGCUGCAGUUGAUCAUAUGAACAGCAACUGCUCAACUCCAUACAUGAGUGCUGCUUCCAGCCCUCGCCGCCCUCGGCCUCAGCUCGACUUCUUCUUCUACAGCGCUCCCACCAGUCCCCGGUCUUAUAAUCAUCAAUCUAUGUUUUCUGAUGUAUAUGAUGAUUAUUCAGCUGAGGAUAUCGCGCUACUGAAGCAUGAUCAUUCCGCGGCUGUGCCUUUUGAUUGGGAGCUUAAGCCGGGAGUUGCGAAAAGUACUGGUGUAAGUUACAGCAAAGAAGAUAAUCAGCAGCAUGAACAAGUGAUGGAGCAUGAAAAGGAAGAGUUCGAGUUUGAUUUCAGUGGGCAGUUGGAUAUGAUGGUUAGGCCUUCUUUGUCUUCUGCUGAUGAACUUUUUGAUGGCGGUAAAAUUCGGCCGUUGAAGCUGAAGCCUCCUCCUAGCCUGCAGAUCAGUAAUGACAGUAAGAUCAGUUCAGAAAAUCAUUCUCCUAGAUCUCCAAAAUCAGCUAUGUCUAAGUUUAAGGACGCGCUUAAUGUGUCACCUAAACAUAGGAGAAAGGGGUCAGAUGAGGAUCCGUUUGAGGCUGCUAUUCGCAGCAGUAAGAAAUGGGAUUCUUCUGCUGCUGCUACUGCUGCCACUAAUGACGAUGACAGUGUUCAAGAUAGAGGCAGAGGUAGAGGCAGAGUUAAAUCGAUUACGACUGCAAAUACAAAUAUGAAUAAAAGAGGAAGUAACAGCAGCAGGAAAGGCAUCAGCAGGUCACUGUCUCCUUUAAGGGUGUCUGAAUUUGCUCUGCUUCAUGAACAACAGUUACAGGAACAUCAGUAUUCGAACGAAAACAGCAAUUCAAACAGGUUUCUAGGAAGAGGUACUAAUACUUCUUCCAAGAAAUGGAGGUUAAAAGACUUGUUUCUUUUCAGAAGUGCAUCUGAAGGGCAUUACAAGGAUACUCAAUCCUUUUCCAAGAGAUGGAGUGUCAGAUCAUCAUUCACAGGCUCGGGUUCUGGUUCUGGUUCCGGUUCUGUUUCUGAAUCAGGAUCAGUAUCAAAGCGAAGAGGGCAGGCGGCAUCUGCUCAUGAAAUGCACUACACUACCAAUAAAGCUGUCUCAGAAGAGAUGAAGAAAAAGACUAGUCUUCCUUACAAACAUGGUCUAUUGGCUUGUUUGGGUUUUAGUCCAAUCCUUCCUCAAUUUUCCUACACUUUUCCUUCCUCUUCUUCUACUACUCUUUCAUGAAUUAUUUCAUUUUAUGUUUUCUUUGAUUAAUCUGUAAUUUGGCUAUACUGUUCUGUAUCUAUAGCAUCCGAAAAUUGUUCGUUGUUUUGGCGUGAAAUAAUCAAUUUCUAGUCCAACUUUGUUACUCAAAAGUUUGUUUAUUACAUUUAUUCAUAAAAAUAGAUUUUUUUUGGUACGUACAUGUUGAUUAAUCAUAGAUUACAUUUCUAAGCAAGAAUAUAUGAAAGACAG